UCGAGGCUCUCGGCGCUCCACUCGCCGCCCUGGCCCCCGCGCUGCCUCUGCGAGAGAUUUUGUUUGACGCGGCCCUCAAACUCCUGGGGUUCAACAACAACAGCGACGACAACAACAACAACACAAUCUCCCCUCCACCACCACCACCUCCUCCUCCGUGCUUCUUCUUCGUGUCGCCUGAGCCCGCGUGAGGCUGCGGUGUUUACUUUGCGUGCGAGCGACAUGUCCAGCUCAAGUCCCCUUCACACACAGGGAGGGUGACCCUUUGACCUGUGUGUGCGUGGUCUCUACUCCGAGAUGUUAACUACCUCGCCUGGUGUACACGAGGCCAUGUCGGGUGUUCUCUUUGCAUCGGUGGUGCGUGUGCGCGACGGGCUGCCUCUGUCGGCCUCCACGGACCAGCAGCCGACGGCGGCGCUGCAAGCGAGCAAGCGAAGCCUCAAGCUCUUGUCGCGGCGCUUGUCCGCUCUGCCUGACCGCUGCUCCCUGGGCGCCGCACCCUCCCAGCGUAUCCACUUCAUCAGCGCGCUGGGCGUGGCGUACAUGCUGGUGUGCGAGGACGCCUACCCGGCCGUUCUCGCCUUCUCCUUCCUGGAUGAGCUGCAGCGCGAGUUCCUGUCCACGUACGAGCGAGCGCGCAUCGAGACCGCCGUGCGGCCUUACUGCCUCAUCGAGUUCGACACCUUCAUCCAGAAGACGAAGCAGAGGUACAACAGCCCACGGUCGCUGAGCGUUCGCCUCAACCUCACCGAGCUGCAGACCGAGCUGCGCCUGAGGCCACCGCAUCAGCUGUCGGAGAGAGACUUUGCCAACGGAGGGGUGUCCACCAGUACAGAGCCGGUCCACACGAGCCUGUCCCCCCGAUCGCACCUGGGCCCCGUUAGUGUCACUGGAGCCAUCUCAUUGCUGCUCAACUUCGUGUGCGGUCUCCUCAACCUGGUGCGGGGAUUCCACCUUCUAGAGAACACGCUCAUGGAGGAUGGAGAAGGCUCGUUUAACAUCAUGGUGUUUUUCCUCGCAUGUUCCACAUCCUUCUAUCAGUGCUCCCUGCUCGUGCGCCAGUGCCACUGGCGGAAAGCCAAAGCUCUCACGUCACUCGCCGUGGUGUGCGCGUGCAACGCACGCCUCGCCGACACCCGCACGGCCUGGCAGCUGCUCUUCCACGUGGGAGCGUCGAUCAUGGGGGCCGCGCAGGUGUGCGCGUGGCAGCCCGCCGGGAAGAGCGCCGACUACAACGUGUGACCGACCGCCUCUCCCCACCCCCUCCCUGCCCGCACCCAACUCACGCCUCCCCCAUUCCACACCGGCACCUUGUGCCCACAAGGAGAACGGCUACCACACAUGCCAAGCUGCCAAAUUGAUUUUCCAGUGGAGUGACAUUUAGGGAGCUGACAUCUGUAUAAGUUGCUCAUUUGUUACGUGGUUUUAUUUUUUUUGUUUCGCAUGUGGUGAAGGCGAAUUCACUGUCUCUGCUCUGAUGAGUGUUGGCAAUCUUGCCAGUAGUGGAAACUCCACACUACUGUGGAGGAUGCGAGUUUAUCAGACAUCCACUGUUCCAGUGUAUAGGUUUAUUUUGAAUGUAAUCUUCUAUCCAAGUUGUGCUUUAAUCAUCCAUAUAGCACUCUUAUACAGAACUCAACUCGCAGUUCGAGGGUUUCAAAUGAAAAUAACAAUCAGGAUUGUACCAAGCUCAUCAUAUUUUGCGUUUGGUAAAAUGCAUACCACUUGGUGAGUCAUUAGUGUUUGUCCUAGAGAUAAACUUGCUCAAAUUAUGUGGAAUUUCCACCACCAGCUUUGGACCACCCAACAAAGAUGAGCACUGCCCCGGUGCUCGUUUGAGCAGCGAAACACUUUAACUUGAAUUUGGACUUGAGUUCUAGUGGAGUCGAGGUACGAAUAACAUGUGUUCAUUAAAUUACCUUUAUUCCUCAUAACAAUGUGACAUUUGAGAAAAAAAAACCCUGGAAGAGACUAUUGUCUGUGUUACCUAUAGGCCUCUUAUCUAAUACAAUAUAACAAGACUUCAUGUUUUGUGGCGAAUAGGUUACCAUGGCUUUUUUAUUAUCAGACCAUAUCUAGUCAAAAAACAAAUGUCAACUAAUAUUGUGCAAUCAUUGACGCAUGGCUAAGAACAUCAAAUCUGCUGCACAACAGAACCUUGAGUGGACUCCUUGAUUUUAUCCCAGGAUCUCAGCAGUGCUGGCUGAAUGCACCAAUGUAGGCAUUGGCCCCCUGAUCCAUCGAGCCAAAUUAUGAAUGUGGGUAUCCACACGUGUAAAAUUAUGAGCAACUUAAAAAAAAAUCAAACUCCACAUGUUUUCCAUACCAAGCAAAAACAAUUAAUAUAUUUUGGAAGAGUACAAUGUGUGUUACUAUUUUUUUUUUACAUGUUGCCAUAGUUUUUUAAUUGGGGUUUAAUAUUAUUAGCCUCUAUAUUUAUUUUAAAAACAGAUUUAAAUAAUAACUUAAGGGUUCAUCGGAGAUGCGAUUCCACACCUCGGAUUAGCACGGUUGGCAACGUACGGUGCAAAAGAUGUUGAACAUACAUGGACAUACAGCCUCAGCAGUUGCUGUUCAUUUCACCAGCACAAAAGGUGAUAACGAGCUUAGACGGCCCUUGCCAGUAUUUCGAGUAAACACGAGUACAUGACAAAAUGUUCCCUGUAUAGAUGUGUUUGCUAAGCUAUUGUGCCAUUGGAUUUCUGUCUUGCUUGACUCAUUUAGAGUGAAUUUAACUUGCAUUUUAGCUUUUGUCAUCUUAAUAAUUUGCAUAAGUACAUCAUAGUUCAUGUCAAGAUGAAAGUGUCUUCUUACAAACACGGGGUGGCACUCAUUUCUAUUGGUGGUCCUGAGCCAGUGGUGGAAAUUCGGGAGCAUGAUUUCAUGCAAUGAUCGUAAUUGAUAUCUGACAAAGUGGUACUCAUUGUAUCAGAGAUAUGGGCUGAGUAAACCCCAAACCAGAUUUGGACACGACCUUAAUGUGAGAUGUGUGAUAACCAGUGCCACCUGGCCAGAUUAUAAUUGGUUGCUCAAAUGUUUGCAUUGUGUCUUGUGGAGGCUUGGAAGGGAGUAACUUUUUGCAUAAAGUAAAAAAAAAUGUAACUCAGGAAUAGUGAAUCCCCCUCCACCCAGUGUUUUACAUUCAGUCUUCUAUUUGAAUUCCUCGUUCAUUUUUUUUUAUGGAAUGUUAUUUUAUAGAUCUUUUCAAUGCCACGUCUGCCCAAUAGUUAAGGAAAUUACUAACUUAUGCUGCCUACUUUCAAGUUAAUGAUAAUAACGCAGAGUCGUCAUUCACAAGUAUGGACCAUUCAAUGUCAGUGUCAUAACCAAAAUGGCAAAAGAGAAAAUUCCUUACAUUUAAGUUACAUAUAUCUAAAAACACAUACUUGAAUAACAUUAAUAUACUUUGUGUCAUCCAAAAUCACAGUUUCUCCCUGGCCAAACAACCAUUAUAGUCCACUCAUGUCCAUUGGUAUCCCCGAUCCAGUGAAUGUGUAAAUUCCACAUUCAUUGAUUGGGGGCGGUCUAUCAACAAUAUAAUGAUGACAGUUGAAUUUCGAUUUAAAGCUUUCGUGACUGCAGGGAUUCAUCUUCUUGGUUCUUUCGGUAAAGUCUCGUAGAAGGGAAAUAAUAAAAUAGUUUUUUUUUCUACGUGACUUUCCUGAAAGUACCAACAGUUGAAUUCCCACGAAGUAGCAUUCAUAUAAUUGACCCCCGAGGAAGAAUAUUUUAAGUCGAAACCCAAAACAAGAUUUAAACUGUCAACCUUCCAAACGUGGCUCAAGCGUGCUAACAUCAUAGCUGGCUUGUCAAGUGACCAUGUCAGAAGCAGCAGUGGAUGUCAGAGGGCCCACCUGUUGAAAAAGUACUGGUUUAGCCAUUUAUAUCGAUACUAGUUUCUGUGCCAUGGCCAAAGAAGAGUGUUCUAAAUUAAUCACCCUUUCCGUUAUGUUCAGAGGGAAAAGAUCCAUAGCGCACUUUGUUUUUACGCGAUUAUUUACUUUGGCCAUGUUUCUUUAACCAUGCUAUGUCAAUGUAUUAUGUAACGUUAGUUACAACUAUAUCAUUAGUCCUAUUUCGUCUGAAGAAUUGCACUAAGUAAAAAUGUCACGUCUUUCUGAAGACAAUUCUAGUGCAGUCAUCUCAAGGAUAAAUGCAGGCAUAUCUAUGACUGCAGUAAAAUUAAAGGAAGGCACAGUCUAAAAAACAUACACUUUUGUGGUUAUUUCCCAGAUAAGUACAUAGGCUGUGUGUGCCCUGGGCUUUUAGACAGGUAUUUGAAGAUUUGUUAAUGGGAAAAAUUAUUGAAAGUGACUUUCAGGAACACCACUAUAAUAUGUCGUAAUAUAAUGCAGUGUGACGAAAUUACAUUUUAAAAUAUAACAGUGACGCGACCACACAUCAUGACUUUUAUUCAUGUACAGGGUGAUUCAAAAAAUGUUAACACUUCGUUUUUAAUGGGGAAAGAACGGAUAAUAAACUGCAACAUGAUGACAAAUGUGAUGUUAAUAGCUUCAAAAAGUCAUAGAGUCUCUACUCGUUCGUCAUCACUGUCAACGCGUGCCUGGAAUCUUCUCCAGGUGGUCUCCAGAGCCUCGGAGGCACAUUUCUCGUGAUAUUGUUGCAAAUUCUCCGAAGUGUUAACAUUUUUUUGAAGCGCCCUGUAUAUGGCAGUCAUUGCAAUGGCAUCACACGAUGCUCCUCAUUGUGGCUUUCAAGUGUCUUUUAUUGUUCGCAAAACUUAAUAUUCCUUCUAGAUUUUAAGCUUUCGUGACUGCAAGGAUUCAUAUUCUAAGUUUUUUCGGUAAAGUCACGUAGGUAAAAAAUAAUAAUAAAAUAAUAAUAAAUGAAAAUAACUCAAUAAAAUCACGACGUUUCGGAGGCAACACAAGUCUACGUCUUCAGGUGGGACCGUGACAGCCAAAUUUACUGUAUCAAGUGAAGAGAAAUCCAAGAGACAAGAUCUUAUAUACUGCUUAAGGGGAGGGGGGAGGAGCUGGGAGGGUGGGCAGAGCUAGAAGGGGAAGGUGGGCGGGGCUAGAAGGGAAAGUACAGCUGUUAAGCACCUCCGCAAGAAUUACUGCAGAUGUUGGCUUCCAAAACCAAAAAAUAGCACUGUUAAACGCUGGGGAUGUCAACAACUCGUUAAAAUAGACUAGUACCUGUCAAAUAAGAUAUUCCUGUCGGGCUUGAAACACCGAUUAGAUCUAUCUCUACACGAUAAGAGGUCUGUUUUUUUCUUAGUUUGCGUCGUUUCAGUGACAAAAAUGUAAUGUUGAAUUUUAGAAUGUAUAGUUGAAAAAGUAUUGUGAUAUGAUCAGCCAUGAUCAAUCCACGCCGUUUACACCGCGCGUGGUCUUGCGAAGUCGCAAUCGAGCGUACCCUUGCACACGAGCCGCUGUUAUCACUGCAACUCUCGCAGAAGUUCAUCCAUCGACCAUCCAAACUCGCGAUGUCACCUGCCCAACGACGGAGCUUUACAACAAUGAUAGUGUAAUAAUGCCUUAACAUCAGACUUUAAAUGUAACUUCAUGUUGUCAACUCUGGAUUAAAACACAGGAUUUUAGCAGUGUUGGUUCGCUACCAUUACAGGAAUUACUCCCCUAAGCCACCUUGCUACCCGCUAAGUCUUGCCUUUAUAUUCGAGCUGUCGGGUUUUUAAGAGACCGAAAUUAGCUGGGUGAUUUCAUCAAACAACUCAUGCUUUAAACCCUCUGUUUGGGCGCUCGAGUGAAGAAGCUGAUGAUUUUGGUUCCGAAUACUGUUUAUUUAUUUUUACUUAAUUAAACACAACAGUUCAGAGUGUUUUCAAUUUGCUUAUACAUGUACAGUGAAAUCUCGUUACAACAUAGGUGUGGAUAACCUGUAUUUAUUCAUUUUUUUUACAUUAUGAAAAUACUUUAAUCUGAAAUUGCAAGAAAUACACUUUCAAAUUGUUUUACAAAUUUCACCAUUUUUACUUAUAUUAAUAGGCUAGAGCCUAAUAAAUAUGAUAGUGUGGUACAUUUUCAUGUGUUUACAUUUGUCUUCGAUGGAUAUAUGAAUACAUCAGCAACCUUUCCAACUUCGAUUUAAAGCUUUCGUGACUGCAUGGAUUCAUAUUAUUGGUUCUUUCGGUAAAGUCACGUAAAAGGGAAAUAAUAAAAACUACACAUUUCUUUUAUCUUACUAUGUUUUAUUUUUAUUAUUUUAUUAUUUCCCUUCUACGUGACUUUACCGAAAGAACCAAGAAUAUGAACCUUUACAACCUCUCUUGAUGGCAAUGCCAUGCAAACUGUCAGCCAAUCCAUUGGGCGCGCUUCGUUCUCCGCUCUUCGUUCUCCACGCUUCGUUCUCGCCAGCGAGUUGAGAUAUCACAAGCAAGGCCACAUGGCAGUGUCAAGUGGACUGGCUUGGCUGACGUUAUUUGCACGAUGACAUCAUAGCUAAUGCUUGUCAGGCUGCCGCGAUUCUAUAGGCUGUAAUACCAAGCUGGUACGAAGCGGUAAACAAUUACCAGAACUUUUAAAAAUUAAGUUAAUAUGCAAUGCACAUUAAUAUGAUGUUAUUUUGAGAUGUUUAACAUUUGAUCGUGCCGAGGAUUUUGGCAAAAUGCAUUUAUUAAAAGUUUGUCAAUCUAGUGGACGUUAUAGUGAGGUUUCACUGCAGUUUUAUUUUUGGUGGUUUUUAACCGAGGGUUACAGACUUGGCAUGUAUGUUCAGUGAAUUGGUUCCUAUGGGGUUUGUGCCUUUGUGAAAUAAAAUAUAAUAUACUAACGCGUAUGUGUAAGCUAACUGCAUUAAAUAAUAACAUCAGAACUUCACAAAUCUCAGAGCUCAUACCCAUGCCACUUUUUAAAAUGUUAACAUACUCUAAUGGACAACAAUCUCCAAGCAAUUAAGUAAUUGAAUCAUUUAAUUAUUUAUUUCCAACAGCUCUCUUGUUAAAAGUAACCAAAACUUGCUGAAUGCUAUGAAGUAAAUCUAAAAGAUCCUGUGACAUUGGUUCUGAAGAGCAAGCUAUUGUGCUGGUAUCCUAUUCCCAACGUUUUCUCAAUCAUUCUGAACAGAUAAAACAUGUACGUAUUGAAGUAAUACAUCGCUAAAUGACGUGUUAUACAUGUGUAUUGAGCGCCUUCCGAGACACGUCGAGUAGAAGGCUUAUUUAUUAAGAGCACACGGGGCGAUCCACUUCGUAACGCAGCAACACAUCGGCGUUCCUAACACGCAGCCCAUCUCACUCAUCCACUACGCUCGCUUGAUUUGAAGCUUUCGUGACAGCAGGAUUACUCGUUGGUUCUUUCGGUAAAGUCACGUAGAAAGAAAAUACAUUAAAUAAUAGAAUACGAUGUUUCGAUUGCAACAUAAGCAGUCGUCAUCAGGUAGAACUAAAUUUGAGAGACAAAACACAGACACGGAGACAAUAGUUGUGUGUCUCUGUGUAUGUGUUGUCUCUCUCUGCUUGUGUGCAGAUAAGCUUUGUGUUCUGGUUUGACCUACAUGAGUUCAGAGUUUGGAGAAUGAUACGAGUUUCCAGAGGGGGGGGGGGUGAUUUAAAAAAAAAUCAUUUUGCUGAAAACAUUGACAAAAGCUUGCAUUUGGAUGUUUUUAAGGGCACUGAAUGAAAAUGUUAAAGAUUAUUAUUUUCGAUUUAAAGUUUUCGUGACU
Molecule: messenger RNA, 7647 nt
Organism: Lethenteron reissneri (Far Eastern brook lamprey)
Lineage: Eukaryota; Metazoa; Chordata; Hyperoartia; Petromyzontiformes; Petromyzontidae
Product: vesicle-trafficking protein SEC22a-like
Biological process (GO): retrograde vesicle-mediated transport, Golgi to endoplasmic reticulum; endoplasmic reticulum to Golgi vesicle-mediated transport
Molecular function (GO): SNAP receptor activity
Source: RefSeq, a predicted model, not a curated record